Messenger RNA from Dovyalis caffra, 588 nucleotides. NCBI's taxonomy places the organism in Eukaryota, Viridiplantae, Streptophyta, Magnoliopsida, Malpighiales, Salicaceae. The record is from the annotation of a GenBank genome assembly.
AUGGGAAUUGAUUUCUACAAUCGCUACGAGAGUGAUCUUCAAGUAAUAAGGGAUAUGAAUAUGGAUGCUUUUAGAUUCUCUAUCUCCUGGUACAGAGUAAUUCCCAGUGGGAGAGUAAGUGAAGAAGUGAACGAAGAUGGAAUUAAGUUUUACAACAAGGCAUCUCAGAAUGGCAAGAUUGGGAUAACGCUCAAUGCCCGUUGGUAUGAACCUUACUCACAUCGCACGGAAGAUCACGAUGCGGCCAAAAGAUCUCUUGAUUUCAUGCUUGGUUGGUUCUUGAAUCCCAUAACACAUGGUGACUAUCGGAGCAAUAUGCGUGAAUUGGUUCAAGAUAGAUUAUCAAAAUUCUCUCCACUGGAACCUAUGGUUCUAAAAGGAUCAUUGGACUUUGUUGGAUUAAAUUACUACACUGCAUAUGAUGCAUAUGAUGCAGCAAAUGUAAACUCUUCCGAUCCAGAACAUCGAAGAUAUGGAACAGAUUCUAAUUGCUAUAUAUGUUAUAGUGAAGCCAUGCCCACAGAUGAACAGUCAAAAGACAAAGCCAUCUUUGAUUUUGAUAGGAAUGUUCUAGCAUCUAUCAAGUGA